Molecule: messenger RNA, 1667 nt
Organism: Drosophila busckii
Lineage: Eukaryota; Metazoa; Arthropoda; Insecta; Diptera; Drosophilidae
Exons: 2
Coding region: 215-1201 (328 amino acids)
Source: RefSeq, a predicted model, not a curated record
GUUGAUUUUUAUUUCGCAUAACACAUACACAUUAACGCAUAAAACACUUUCACUUUCUAUUUUACACUUCAAGUGAAACAAUAAUAAAAAUACAAAAAACUGAAUUUUUACAAUUUACAACCGAAUAAUUCAAUGAACUUUGCCGACCACAAAGUUUCUACAUUCUCCCCGUGCUAAGCAAACAAGAAAUAAUUUAAUUCAAUUAUAUUUCAAUAUGAAACAUAUCAAAUCCACGCCAUAUCAGCGCAACGCUAAGUUGCAACCCUACGAUAAUCUUGAUAUUGAUGUUGAGAAUGCACGCAAAGCAGUCGAACGUAAGUUGAACUACUUAUCCGAAUCCAAUUACAUAGCGAAUUCCUCGCGCGCCUUAAGACGUCGUUCCCAACGCUCAAGCGAGGGUAUCCUAGCACCGGGAGUACAUCAUCGACGCAAGCACAACGCCAAAAAGAUGUCUCAGUUAAAGCCAAAGGAUGACUUAUCGCAUAUAACGCGCGAGAAGAAUGUGGGCUUGAAAGCCUUCUUCCAAUCGCCGCGGCGCAACGGCCUCUCGCCACGCGAUCUCUUUCCUGACGACGAGGACGAAAUCAAAUACGAUCGCUCACUGGCCGGCCAAGCGCAAGAUCAAUUCGAUCAGAAUCAAAAUAUUGCUAAUUCGAAUCAACGCAGUCAGAUGAGCAUUAAGCACAUACAUAAGCCCACCUAUAGCUGCAGCUCAUGCGGCGCCAUCUUUCACAUUAAAUCACUGCUGGGAGCCCAUCGACGCACCCAUGACGACGACUUCAAGGUGCGUUUCCGCACUCGCCGCCCACGUGAGGACAUCAGCGCUGCAUUGACGUCAGCAGCCAUCGCCGCCAGUGGCAAGCAGUGCAAAUUCUGUGAUCGCGUAUUCGACCUGGAGCGUGCGUUACGCAUACACCAGAUGUGCCAUUGCAACAAAAUAACGCCGCAGCAGCGACGCAAGCUGGGCUUCACCGAUUUGGCGCAUGAGAAGAAAAAUGCGCCGCUGCCAACAUUCCAGCGCCUCCCCAAAGGCGUGCAGCCCUCGCUGCCCAGCAUCAAUGUACCCGAUCCGAAUAUGCCGUAUGUCGCGCUUGGUCCGGCUGCCCUCAAAAUGAUCGAACAGGAGCAACAGCAAAAGUCCAAGCGUCGCAAUACUAAGUACAUUGUGAAGGCGGCUGGACCCAUGGGGCGUUGGCGCUAGCCUGUGCAACAACUACCAACCAACAGCAGUAUAACAAGAAUUAAACCAACAAAGAGCGCGUAAUUGCAUUGCAGUCGGAGCCACAAUUUUUGAAUAUUGGCGUUGAAGUGAACAGUUUGCCUGCCGCACAAGCAAAAGAAAAAAAAAAUGAGCUAAAACAAUUUGUCAAACAAAUUGAAAACCAAAUUUUAGUGACAAAAAAAAAACAUCAUCAACUAAAACUAAAUACAUACAUGUCUCUAAUAAUCGUUGAAUGCAAAUGCAUUUUUGUAAAAUAAUUCAAUUGCAAUUUAUUAACAGUGGCCAACUGUGAAUAGUGAGACGGCAGCUGCUUCCCUGAAUAUUAUUGAAAACUUGAGUAAUUAUAAUGAGCUUAAAAUGGGAAUAAUUAAAGGCGUUUAUUGUUGUAUUGAGCAUGAAGAAGUGAAUCGGAAUUCAACGCUCUAGGCAGGAAUAUCUUAUGUUA